This is a messenger RNA of Rhineura floridana, 3101 nucleotides long. RefSeq names its product zyg-11 related cell cycle regulator (gene ZER1). Gene Ontology annotation, cellular component: Cul2-RING ubiquitin ligase complex. The coding region runs from base 447 to 2741 and encodes 764 amino acids. The record is from RefSeq and is a predicted model, not a curated record. Gene Ontology annotation, molecular function: protein binding. NCBI's taxonomy places the organism in Eukaryota, Metazoa, Chordata, Lepidosauria, Squamata, Rhineuridae. The transcript has 17 exons.
GGAGGAGGAAAAGACCGGUUGCCGGAAGUCACGUUAGGAUUUGUUGACAGCCGCUGCUACUGCGGCCGAUGCGAGAGGGGAGAGCGGACCCCGGUGGAAACUAGGGGCGCUUCCCCCCCUCGCUGUCUCUCUGUCUCUUCCCCACCCCCUCCUGUCUUCCGAACCGGAUCCGGAACCAACUCCAACCCGGAUACUUCCUCGCCCAGGGAGCCGGGAAGACAGGAAGAAUUUAAAAACAUUCCUGUUUACCCAGGCACUUGAUGGCAGAAAGACACAGUUCCUGGCAACCCUGAGAUCACUGGUUGAGAGGCAUUCCUGACAUCACUGUAAGAUCCGGUUGGAAAUCUCCUUCAAUCAAGAGAAGGGAAUCCCGGGGGAGGGGGGGAAGAAGCGCAUAUUUGCCACACGUCCCCCCCCUCACUCCCCCCUUCUCCCCUUUUCACAAAAUGGCUUCCGACAGCCCGGAGUCGCUGAUGACGCUGUGUACAGAUUAUUGCCUCCACAACUUGGAGGGGACCCUUUGCUACUUGCUCGACAACGAGACCCUCCGCCUCCACCUGGACAUCUUUCUGCCAAGCGAGAUCUGCGACAGACUUGUCAAUGAGUAUGUGGAGCUGGUCAACGCCGACAGCAUUUUCGAGCACAACGAGAGCUUCUUCACUCUCUUCUCAGACCCUCGGAGCACCAGGCUGGCGCGAAUCCAUUUGCGAGAGGACAUUGUGCAGGAUCAAGACCUCGAAGCCAUUCGAAAACAGGACCUCGCUGAGCUCUUCCUGACGAAUUGCGAGAAGCUGACCGCCAAGAGCCUGCAGACCCUGGGCAGCUUCAGCCCCACCCUCGUCUCCCUCAGCCUCUUCGGCUGCACCAACAUUUUUUACGAGGAGGAGAACCCGGGGGGCUGCGAGGAUGACUUGAACCCCACCCGCCAAGUCUUGGUCAAGGAUUUCACCUUCGAGGGCUUCAGACGCCUGCGCUUCCUCAACUUGGGCCGGAUGACCGAUGGGGUGAACGUGGAGGGGCUGCUCCGGCCUUUGGCCACCCUGACCGCCCUGGACCUCUCUGGGAUCCAGCUCAAUGACAUACUCUUCCUGACCCAAUGGAAGGAUAGCUUAGCUUCUCUAGUACUUUACAACAUGGACCUCUGCGAGGACCACAUUCAGGCCAUAGCACAGCUGCGCAAGCUCAGGCACUUGGACGUUUCCCGGGACUGCCACUCCAGUUACUACAAAUUCAAGCUGACCCGGCGAGUUCUGAACCUCCUUGUGGAGAACCUGGUGAACCUCACCUCCCUGGACAUCUCUGGCCACGCCAUGCUGGAGAACUGCGCCUCCUCAUGCCUGGACGAGAAAGUGGGCCAGACGAGCAUCAACCCUGAAACAAGCAGCAUCACCCCUUUGAGGAAUCUGAAGCGACCGCUGCAGUUCUUGGGCCUCUUUGAGACCGCUCUUUCCCACCUUCCGCAUAUCCCAGCCUACAAGGUGACCGGAGAUAAGAACGAAGAGCAAGUCCUCAACGCCAUCGAGGCAUAUACUGAACACCGGCCUGAAAUCACAUCUCGAGCCCUCAACCUCCUUUUUGACCAUGUCCGCACUGAGCGCUGCAACCAACUUCUGAGGGCCCUCAAGCUAGUCAUCACGGCUCUCAAGUGCCACAAAUACGAUAAAAAUAUCCAGGUGACGGGGAGCGCCACCCUCUUCUACCUCACCAACUCAGAGUACCGCAUGGAGCAGAGCAUCAAGCUGCGACGGCAGGUCAUCCAGGUGGUGCUGAACGGCAUGGAGUCUUACCAGGAAGUAACCGUGCAACGGAACUGCUGUCUGACCCUGUGCAACUUCAGCAUUCCAGAGGAGCUGGAAUUCCAGUACCGCCGGGUCAACGAGCUGCUUCUGAACAUCCUCAACCCGACGCGGCAGGACGAGUCGAUCCAGCGCAUCGCUGUGCACCUUUGCAACGCCCUGGUGUGCCAAGUGGACAAUGACCACAAGGAGGCUGUGGGCAAGAUGGGGUUUGUCAUGACUAUGCUGAAGCUGAUUCAGAAGAAGUUGGUGGACAAAGUGUGCGACCAGGUGAUGGAGUUCUCCUGGAGCGCCUUGUGGAACAUCACAGACGAGACCCCAAACAACUGUGAAAUGUUCCUCAACUAUAGCGGCAUGAAGCUCUUCCUGGAGUGCUUGAAGGAAUUCCCUAACAAGCAGGAGCUGCAUCGCAACAUGCUAGGCCUUCUGGGAAACGUGGCAGAGGUGCAAGAGCUCCGCCCACAAUUGAUGACUUCCCAGUUCAUCAGUGUGUUCAGCAACCUGUUGGACAGCGAAGCCGAUGGCAUUGAAGUCUCUUACAACGCGUGCGGGGUUCUCUCCCACAUCAUGUUCGACGGGCCAGAAGCCUGGAUGAUCCGUGAGCCUCCCAGGGAGGAAGUUGUGGACAGGAUGUGGGCGGCUAUUCAAUGGUGGGAUGUAAAUUCCCGGAGGAACAUCAAUUACAGGUCCUUUGAGCCGAUCCUUAGGCUCAUUCCGCAAGGGAUCUCUCCGGUAAGCCAGCACUGGGCGACGUGGGCCCUCUACAACCUCAUCUCUGUCUACCCAGACAAAUACUGCCCCCUACUGAUCAAAGAAGGUGGUCUCCUCCUCCUAAGGGACAUGAUCAAAAUGGCUUCGGCACGGCCGGAAACGAAGGAGAUGGGACGGAAAGUCAUAGAGCACUGCAACAACUUUAUGGACGAGAACAUGGAGACGUCUAGAUAGAGGCGAGCGGGGCCUCCCGCCUCUCGCGCUGGCACUGUCUCCAGUUCACUGUACCUAGGGUUGGACUUUCUCACCAGCUCGGCGGCUGGAAGGAGACUCUACGAAUAUGUGUGUGCGUGCGUCUAAAAGGAAAAGAAAUACCCUCAGCAAACAGCAGUGCGCACGUGCCCGAGCAAGUCUAGCUGGGGAGACCAUUUUGCACAACGGCAACAACAAAACACUUCCCUUGAAAUAGUGGAUUUCCCUUCCCACCUUUUUUUGUUUUGCUUUAAAACGGUUGGAGUUUGUGUGUAUGUGUGUGUGUGUGUGUAUGAUUUCUGUAUUAAAAAAAAAAGAGGAAACAGAAACCAGUGUGACGUU